CAUAGAGAGGUAGCGGAGAGUAUGUUGGGUGCUGAUGGGGAUGCUCAAAAUCAGGGUACAGUAGUCAUAAAUCUAGAACAAAUUCGUUAUUUCAUGCUUUACCGUCGUGAGCUGAUCUUUAAUGGGUGUGACAGUUUCACAUCAGGAAGAGAUUUUGUCUUCUGCCAUUUGUACCAUUAAUCCUCUUGGAAUGCCGAAAUGAAGCUGAAUAACGCUGUAUUUGUUUACGUUGAAGAUUAGUGAAACGCUUUGCUGCGUCGCUUUGUUUGCUCAACAAUCGACUAAACGUGCACUUCAGUCAAAUCGCGGGGUGAUUUUGAGAAAGCUGCAGAACAAAUACGUAAGCGGAAUGGAAUUGUUUACUCCUUACGCGGCGCGGCCCUGUGGACGCUGAAGCAACUAUCUCAGAUGUGAAAUUGUGAAAAAGAAAGCGGCGAAGAAGAAUUGUUGUGGGGACUAGUAACAAGAGUUCGAAGUCAGUAUUAAAUCUGUCAAUCACAUUAUGGGUGUCGAGGCUUUAAGAGAAUUAUUUCUGUAGUUUGUCUGUAGUCGGAGCUGAGCAUAGGGUUGGAGGUUUUAUUUCAGUAGAGAUAUGAGGAUGGAAUAACUUUCAAGACUAUUGUCCUGACUGCACUGAGGGGAGAAAAGGGUGUUUUUCCUUAAGAUACUCAACAUAACGUUAUUUACAAUGAUUUGAAAUUCAGGUGGGUUUUGGUGGAGAUCUGGACACAAAAUAGUGCGUUUCUUGGAUUUUUUUUUUAUUUGAGUUUCGUUUUACUCGCUCACAAGAGGAAGAAGUGUGCUUUUUUGUUCUGAACAACUAAAAGAACACGGUGUGUUGUACUGCCGGACAACAUGCCCACUUCACGCUCCGGCGCCAGCUCAGUGGAAUACUGGGUCGAUGGAUCUCGGCGAGACGUCUCCAUAGAGGAGUUCUACACCAUGGGCCCGGAAUUAGGAAGGGGGGCUACAUCGGUGGUGUGCCGCUGUGAGGAGAAACAGACGCAGAAGCCAUACGCCGCCAAGGUCUUGAAGAAAACUAUUGACAAGAAGAUAGUGCGGACUGAAAUCGGGGUUCUGCUACGGCUCUCCCACCCAAAUAUCAUCCGACUGAAGGAAAUCUUCGAGACGGAGACGGACAUUGCACUCAUCCUGGAGCUGGUGACUGGAGGGGAACUCUUUGACAGGAUUGUGGAGAGAGGGUACUACAGUGAGAGGGAUGCCGCCCAUGUUAUCAAGCAGAUCCUGGAGGCAGUGGCGUAUUUACAUGAAAAUGGGGUGGUGCACCGGGAUCUCAAACCAGAGAACUUACUCUAUGCUGACCUAUCGCUCGACGCCCCCCUGAAGAUAGCGGAUUUUGGCCUUUCCAAGAUAAUAGAUGACCAAGUAACAAUGAAGACAGUGUGUGGCACCCCUGGAUAUUGUGCUCCAGAAAUUCUCAGAGGCAACGCUUACGGCCCUGAGGUGGACAUGUGGUCCGUGGGAGUCAUUCUGUACAUAUUGCUCUGUGGGUUUGAACCCUUCUUUGAUCCAAGGGGAGACCAGUACAUGUACAGCCGUAUCCUCAACUGCGACUAUGAAUUUGUCUCCCCCUGGUGGGACGAAGUUUCCCUCAAUGCCAAGGAUUUGGUCAGUAAGCUCAUUGUUCAGGACCCUCAUAAGCGCCUGACAGUGCAGCAGGCACUGCAGCACCCCUGGGUGCUGGGCAAGGCUGCCCGAUUCUCACACAUGGACACCACCCAGAGGAAGCUACAGGAGUUCAACGCCCGUCGAAAACUGAAGGCUGCUAUGAAGGCAGUUGUGGCGACUAGUCGCAUGCAUGAGGGCUCACGGCGGCGCACGGACAGCUGUGAGGGGACUGGGUGUGACAAGACCUCUCGGCAGAGCAGCAUGCAGAAGGAACCUUCCCAAGAUUCCCAGAGUCAGCCAAGGCACACUAAGAACACUCCAGAGCUCACUGAGGAAGAGCUCCCCCAGAGCCAGGCCACCUCCAGCCCUCACGCCCUGCCUCCUCACAGCUCCAAACAGCCUUCCACCCCGCCUCGCCUACCGGAGAACGCUGCUAGCCCCAUGCCCAUCCGGCCACCCCUAAAACCUGAGGGCCUGAAACAAUCCUCAGUAAUCCCCAAAACUGCUGUUGUCCGACCCCGAACGCCCAGGAAGACUUGCUCUGUGGUAGAUCCCUCUGACAAAAGCGAGCCCUCGCCCGUCCUCACCUCUCCACCAAGCCCCAAAAGUCUGAGUAAUGGCUUUGUUGUGGGGGUGGAGUCCAGCAGUAAGACAGCCCAGUGCCAGUGAGAGCUGAGCACCAAAGACUUCCUCCCUUUGGUGCCAAGGGCUAAAACAUGAGUGUGGCGCUCAGCUAAGACUGUGCUAAGAAGGAUUAUAUGGAAGAGGGAAAAACAGACAGAUUGGGUGGGUCAGCUGCUUUCCCCAAUUUUUGUUUUAUGGGGGCACAAAGAAUAUUUCAGACCUUUCUUUUUCUUCUUAGUGUAAGACAGAUUCCAGCCAAACAUUAAAAGCUGUCGGUGACAUUUUUGAAGCUCCAUUUUAAAACUGUUGACAAGUGUUUGACUUCUUGACUCUGCUACCAACUCAUCAGGUUUCCAUUUCUCAGCAGUUUUCCUCACCAUUGCAUCUCAGUCUGCUAACAAUGGAGAGAAUGGAGAGAUCCUCUUGAGAUGAGACUUGCUUCGUACUUUCUUGGAAAACCAUAAGAAUAGACUAUUUGAGCUGUUCUUUUUUCGUUUAUCUUUCAUGCAUCUUUCCACUAUUAAAUAUUGGACCUAACUGACGUUAUAUGCAAAUACAUGCAUACCUACUGUAAAUAUUUUCCUUUUCAUGUUUUAAAGCUUUCAGAUAGUAUGUGUAUUGGGUACUGUAUUUGUGAGCUUAUCAAUAUUGUAAAGGUGCACAUGUACAUUUGUUUUGGCAACAGCUGUUAAGAAAACCUUGCAUUUAUACUGUAAAUAUUUAAUUCUGUACUUUCCCAAGAGCUGUCAUCUGUAACUCUUUAUACCCCCUGCAUUCCCUUUUUUAUUGGUUGAAGAUAGUUACUGAGUGAUUUGUCCACUAAGACACUUUUAUGCUUAUGUGCCGCAAUUCUGGGACUGUCAGUGGUUGUGCAUCAUGCUCAUGAUAAGCUCAUAUUUUUUCAGAGGAGAUAUCAGUUGUCCAUGUACAUUGAAUUCAGGACUUUCCCGCACUCUUCACAACCACACUGUCUACCUCUUGGCUGCAUUGGGGCUUCCAACUGUGGACAGCAGAUUCUGUAAGAAUAAAGAUAACUCUCAAGCAUGAUCCAACCUUUCUGCACCCACCCUUAAAAGAACCGUAAAUAAUUAGUUGUAUGGUUUGUAAUAUCGUUUUUUAUCUCACUACCCCUUCGCUUCUGAUGUCAAAGGGCUGUUCUCUGUGGACCUCAAAUUAUUGUUAAAAUUAAAAAUGAUUAUCUUUUCAGUACAAAGCAAUUGCAUCUGUACAUUGAAGCACUAGAUAUUAGAGCAGGAUGACAUACACUCUUUUGAACAUAUAAUUACUAAACAAGAUAGCCUUGUGAGAAAGGUUAGUGAAUUGAUGACAAUGGCGCUAGAAAGAAAACACGACUGCACACAUGGCAGUUAGUAUAUACACGUACAAAAUGUAACAUGUAUAGAAAUGCUCAGCAAAUAUUCACCAUUGCUUAUAAUAUGUUUAAGACAAACAUGGCAAUGUAGAUGUUUUUUUUCUUUCAGUGUUCCAUGUUUUAAUUAAUAAAUCUAA
Megalops cyprinoides (Indo-Pacific tarpon) is the source of this 3762-nucleotide messenger RNA. Its product is annotated as calcium/calmodulin-dependent protein kinase type IV. The record is from RefSeq and is a predicted model, not a curated record. The transcript is spliced from 11 exons. NCBI's taxonomy places the organism in Eukaryota, Metazoa, Chordata, Actinopteri, Elopiformes, Megalopidae. The coding region runs from base 856 to 2298 and encodes 480 amino acids. Gene Ontology annotation, biological process: protein phosphorylation. Gene Ontology annotation, molecular function: ATP binding; calcium/calmodulin-dependent protein kinase activity; calmodulin binding.